CAAGCCGAGCACAGCAGCCAGCGCGGCCGGAGUGAGCCGGCUCAUGCUUUAUACGGGGGGUCAUUGUGAUCCUUAUUUUUUAAAACCUUUUUAACCCGGUGAUAACUAGAGGAGAUGAGGGGACUCGUGCCGUUUUACCGGGGCUUGUACACCCUGAGUAACCGUCAAGCCAGACGAAAAGCUGGGACUGUCGGUUCUCGGUGCGGGUUUUGCGGAACUCAGUCUAAUAGCAAGCCACAGCCACAGGCACAGCCACAGCCAAGCUUUGGGCUGUUGUUUGACAUUGAUGGCGUACUUGUCCGGGGAAGGAUGCCAAUCCCUGCAGCAAAAAAGGCGUUUGAGAAGUUGGUUGACUCUCAGGGACAGUUUGUGGUACCACUUGUUUUUGUCACAAAUGCAGGGAAUUGCCUCCGACAAACUAAAGCAGACCAGCUCUCUCACAUCCUGGGUGUACCUAUCACACAAGAUCAAGUCAUCAUGUCCCAUAGUCCCCUGAGGAUGUUCAAGAAGUUCCAUGAUAAGUGUGUGCUGGUGUCAGGACAAGGACCAGUCCUGGAAAUUGCUAAAAAUGUGGGCUUCAAGAAUGUUGUCAGUAUUGAUAUACUGAGGGAAUCGUACCCAUUGCUGGACAUGGUGGAUCACAACAGGAGACCCAAACUGCCGUCCAAUCCUGUUGGCAACCUCCCAAAGGUUGAAGCUGUGGUUCUGUUCGGGGAGCCGAUUCGAUGGGAGACCAACCUGCAGCUAAUAGUUGAUGUCUUGUUGACCAAUGGUAACCUCAGCAGUGUUCACCAAACCCAAAAGAUGCCUCACCUCCCCCUGCUUGCCUGCAACAUGGACCUCAUGUGGAUGGCUGAGGCACAUUCUCCACGGUUUGGCCACGGGACCUUUCUUGUGUGCCUAGAGAACAUCUAUAAGAAGAUAACAGGCAAAGACCUGAAGUACGAGGCGCUCAUGGGAAAACCCAGUGAGCUGACCUACCAUUUUGCAGAAUACCUCAUCAGAAGCCAGGCCAUGCAGCGGCAAUGGAAACUUCCCAUCACUUCCCUUUAUGCCAUAGGGGAUAACCUUAUGACUGACAUCUACGGCGCCAAUCUGUACAACCGCUACCUGGACGAGAGAGUUGCUAGGAAGAACCCCAAAGCCAUUGCCAAGAUGGUGGCUGCCACAGGAUCCACCACUGCAGUGCCCCAGGAGGAGGAGGUCGACAACCUGUGGGAGAGCGAGCUAGCGCUGCCCUCUGCAACUUCCUGUAAGUCUGUCCUCGUCUGCACAGGCGUCUACAACCCCAAAGCAGAGGUGCCGUGUGAUGCGAACCACUGCAUCAAAGAGACUGUGUUUCACGGGCACCGGGACUUCAGAUUUGACCCCGCGCUAGUGGAGCCGGGCCACAUCGUGCAGGAUGUGGCUGAAGCUGUCGACCUGAUCUUUGAGCAGGAGAAGUUUGUGCCUCAGUAGAGUUUUUGAGGUUACAGGUUUUAUGUGAUGAUGGAGGCACCAGUGAAGGAGGUGUGGGGUGUUAAACCGGGUAAUAACAUUUAAUGCAUAAACCUGUGGGAGCCUAACACUGUGGACAUUGUUUAAUCACCUGACAGGGCAUUGACAGAAUAUGGGUCAUCUUCUUAACUUUCAACACUGAGACAAACGUUCGAGAAAAUUAAUCAUGUAACAGUCAACUGCUCUUUUAUAUUGUUUUUGUGAUAGUCUUUACUUUCCUGUCUUUCAUUAAGGAAAAGUGUAAGAUCUGCCUUAUUUGACCCUACUAAGUAUUUUUGUAGAUGAUAGUAAUGUUUUAGAUUAUUACAAAUCCUGAAAUCAUCCUAUAUUUAUUACAAGAUUUUACCAGUGUUUUUAAGAAGCAUAUUCAAAUAACAUUUGACCUUUAUUCUCAAGGUGACUUUUUAUUAUUGCAUUUUUAGUCAUUUGUUUACCUUACCAUUUAUCCUGGAAAAUCUAUGCAUGAAUAUAUGAGUAAUACUUGUACUGUAAAAAAACAACUGAUGUGCAAUAUUGUCCUCUAAUAGUACUGUCUGUCUGCAUUAUGUCUAGUUGUGAGAGCCUUGACCAGUAUUUGCACAAAUCAGAGAUUUUCAUCUUUGUUAAAUGUUCUCAUUAUCUUCCUGCCGUAACCUGUUCAUUAUAAUGAAGUAAAAGCGAACUAAGAAUUUAUUUAGAUAAAAGUUCAAUGCCAAUCAAAAGCUUUUACCGACCCAUGUUUGAUCAUUUGUAGUAAUUCACACAUUGUAAAUACUUUAACUUAAGAAAAUAUAAAGAACAGUUACACAACGGUUGUAAACCAUUUGUGUGU
This is a messenger RNA of Seriola dumerili (greater amberjack), 2308 nucleotides long. RefSeq names its product haloacid dehalogenase-like hydrolase domain-containing 5. Gene Ontology annotation, cellular component: mitochondrion. Gene Ontology annotation, biological process: glycerophospholipid biosynthetic process. NCBI's taxonomy places the organism in Eukaryota, Metazoa, Chordata, Actinopteri, Carangiformes, Carangidae. The record is from RefSeq and is a predicted model, not a curated record. The coding region runs from base 115 to 1458 and encodes 447 amino acids. The transcript has 8 exons.